Parnassius apollo (apollo) is the source of this 1896-nucleotide messenger RNA. The record is from the annotation of a GenBank genome assembly. Lineage: Eukaryota; Metazoa; Arthropoda; Insecta; Lepidoptera; Papilionidae.
AUGGCAGAUGCGGCGUUUUCUGACGAUGGGAAAUAUUAUUCUACCAUAAGUCAGGAUGGCAGGCUUAAAAUAUGGGAUACAGAAACAAAUGUCCUCAAACAGGAAUAUACCCCAGACCUGCAUUUAACCUCCCCACCGUCAUGUUUGCAAUGGUUAAAUGUCACACGAUCAGUCUCUCCACAAAAAGGUGUCAGAAGAAAAUCAAUUGGUGAUCAAGAGACUCAAUUAAUAGCAGUAGGGACUACCAGUGGAAAGAUCCUAUUAUAUUCUGUUGCCCAAGCGAAGGUUGAAACAGUGUUAAUUGAUCAGAAGAGUAAUGAAAUACACAACAAUAAAAUAAAGACUUUAGACUGGCAUAGAAAGUAUGGCUUAUACAGUUGUACAGGUGAUAAUGUGGUGCACGAAUGGGAUCUGCAGGCCGCAUCAGUUAAAAAUAAAUACAAUAUAAAUGUUGAUAGCAAAAGUAAACAAACAAACGGUGUCAGUGCCAUCAAGAUUAUCCCGCAUAAUGGGAAGUCAUCAGCAAGGUAUUUAGUGGCAGCAUCAUGGCAACUCCGAAUAUGGUGCUUACACGAAAGCCAGGCAGUAUUGGUAAAAAAUCUUGGCCACAAUGCGUCACCUCGUGCAUUAUUAGCUUUAGUAACAGCAGGAAACACAUGCUGGCUUAUAGAGGGUUCACAGAAUGAACGACUCCUAUCAUUCUGGGAUGUGACAAUCACGGACGAAAACCUUCCCCAAGUUAACGGAGAUGAACCCACACCUAAUAAGAGACAGCGGAAGAAAUCUAUUACCAGUGUACCUCUUGUACCAACGCCGACGUGUAACUUCGUGCUGGAAGACGCACCGAAGAUUUUAGAUUUAAAUGUAGAAAUGGAAAAUGGGACUAAAUUACAGCUGGCAGCGGCAACUAGAAGUGGUGUUGUACAUUUUUAUGGACAUAUGUUGAAUGGGGCCUCAACAAAACCGAUCAAACCUUCAGUAACCGUGUAUGUAACUACUGCGGACGCCACACCAUUACCGCUCCAGUGCUGUAAACUGGCUACUACUGGGGAUUUGCUGUUAGGAUAUACAAAUGGUGCUGCAUUGCAUUUUGAAAGAGUUACACCAGAUCUAAACACAAAAACACAAAUUCUUAUACGCGGAGACGCGAAAGAGGGCAAAAAGAAAGUAAAACAGACAAACGAAGUCAACAAAGUGAGGUCGGACCAAAAAUCUAAUGACGUCACAUACGUUGAACCGAUGGGCGGAGUUACCAGGAAGCGACCCACUCCAGGUGGACAGGUGGAAGUGACAAUGGAAGAGAGAUUAGCAAAUUUAGGAUUAGAUGUUAAAAACAGAGGCAAGUCUGCCGUCAACCAGAACCUUACAAAGUUACUAAUGCAGGGCUUGCAUUCGAAGGAUAAAAGGAUAAUACUAACGGUGCUACAAAAAGACGACCCGGCAGUUGCAAUGAGGACAGUAUCGCACCUGCCAGCGGAUUAUGUAUCAUUAUUAUUAGACCAGUUGGCAGAUAUGGCUACUAGAAAGACCAGUCAAUGCGCGUCAGCUUGCACGUGGCUCGGAGCAACAUUGCGGGCGCACGCAGCGUUGCUACUGGCGACUUCACCCCAGCGGCUCACACAUUUACUGGCAAUCCUUACCCACAGGCGGUCACAUUUAUGUCAGCUGCUCAACAUCAAAGGCCGUUUAGAGUUGAUCUCUUCACAGCGAGGCACAAGAGAUACAGAGUUGGAUCACGAACCUGUCUUACAGUAUGAUGACACAUCGUCUGAAGAGGAAAUGGAGGUGGAGCGUUACCAGUCGGACGACAGCGCGCAAUCGUGGGACGAGGCGGAGGACGAGGGGGAGUGGGGCGAGGCGGGGGGAGGGGAGGCCGACAGCGUCGACUCGGACUGA